Molecule: messenger RNA, 1193 nt
Organism: Hibiscus syriacus
Lineage: Eukaryota; Viridiplantae; Streptophyta; Magnoliopsida; Malvales; Malvaceae
Exons: 2
Coding region: 43-1149 (368 amino acids)
Cellular component (GO): endoplasmic reticulum
Source: RefSeq, a predicted model, not a curated record
CCUCCUUAUUAUCUCCGCAGGAAAAAAAAAAAUCGACUCAUCAUGUCUGCAAUCAAAAUCAGCCUUUUGUUCUUAAUUAUCAUCGUUUUUACUGACCUUGCCACCGCCGGAAAACCCCAUGUCAUCGAUUUCCGAUGGUCUAACCUCUACCCAGAAGGCAUGGCUUGGGACCCAUCAGCCCAGCACUUCGUCGUCGGAUCUCUAAACCACCGCACAAUCCUCUCCGUUUCCGAUGCUGGCGUCGUUGAGACCCUGAUUUCCGACCCCACCCUCCCUGAAAACGUCACCGUUCUAGGCCUGACGGUGGAUUACACCAAGAAACGCCUCCUGGCUUGCCUCCACUCCCUUUCCCCUCUCCCCCCAUUCAACGCGCUCGCCGCCUACGACCUCCGCACCCGCCGCCGCCUCUUCCUCUCCAUCCUACCCUCCGACCCCGAUUCCUCCGUCUCCUCCACCCGUCGCGGGCGUGAUGUUGCCAACGACGUAGCCGUCGACUUCAAGGGAAACGCUUACGUCACCAAUUCUAUCGGAAACUUCAUCUGGAAAGUCACCGAAGACGGAGAGGCCUCGAUCUUCUCCAAAUCCCCCGCUUUCACUCGUUACCCCAACAUCAUGGACGAAAACCAACCGUUCAACGAUUGCGGCCUCAACGGAAUCACCUACGUCAGCAAGGGAUAUCUAUUGGUGGUACAAUCCAAUACGGGCAAGAUUUUUAAGGUCGAUGCGGACGAUGGAAAAGCCAGGGUCGUUCUGUUGAACCGGGAUCUGGUGAUGCCCGAUGGGAUCGCGAUGAGGAGGGACGGUGUCGUUUUGGUCGUCUCGACACAGAAGCUUUGGUUUUUGAAGAGCGAUGACAGUUGGUCGGAAGGCGUGGUGUAUGACAAAGCUGACCUCGACGAAGAAGGGUUUGCGACCUCCGUUGCGGUGGGUGAAGAAGGGAGGGCAUAUGUGUUAUAUGGACAUGUGAUGGAGGGCAUAACGGGAAGAGAGAGAGACAAGUUUCGGAUCGUGGAGGUGAGGUCCGAGAAAGAAAACGAGGAUGAACAUGUUUGGAUAUAUGUUCUGUUAGGGUUCGGUUUGGCUUAUUUCUUGUUUUGGAGAUUUCAGAUGAAACAACUUAUCAAAAAUUUGGACAAGAAAACCAAUUAAUUAAUGUAGUUUUGAUCUUUGUAUUUUCCAUCUUUAUUUACAUU